AUGACUUCUUUAGACACAUUAACUGAACAUCAGAAAGAAGUAUUAAACCAAUACCAAACCAUUACAGAAACAAAGAACCUAGAUGAAGCUUUAGGUCAACUUAUUGAACAUGACUGGAAUUUAGAGAGAGCCAUUGAAUCUAAAUAUGAGACUAGCAAUAUACAAGAACAUAGAGAGCAAUUGGAACAAGAAGUUGCUGAUAAUACAACAGGAACGAUAAGGAGAAGAAAGACAACAACAACAACAACGGCAACGACAACAACAAGAGCAAGCACGUCACGACCCAAUAGUAUACCUUCUUCUUCUUUUAGUUUUAUAUCUAUUUUAUUUUGGCCAUUUGGUGUUGCAUGGAAUAUCACCUGGUCUAUUCUUUCUCUUGCAUCACGCAUUCUUUCUCAACAACAAUCCAUCACGGGUGGCCGUCGACCUCCGAGAGAUCCUCGAGUACUCGCGUACGAGUUCAUUCAAGCAUUUGAACUCAGCUAUGGCCAAACACACGUCGAUUUCUUUCAAGGUGGUUAUUCACAAGCAUUAGAAAAGGCAAGAAAGGAAUUAAGGUUCAUGCUGGUUGUUUUGCAAAGUGAUGAUCAUGAUGACACAGAGCUGUUUUGCAGAGAAACAUUGACAUCAAGACAAUUGAUUGACUAUGUUAAGGAAAAGAAUAUUCUUGUAUGGGGAGGCAAUGUAAGAGAAACCGAAGCUCAUAAAGUCAGCUAUACCUUGCAAGCAAGCACAUAUCCAUUUUUGGCUCUCAUCGCACUUCAAAAGCCGCUAGGAGCCUCGACACCCAAGAUGACUGUGAUUGAAAGAAUGGAAGGACCCUGUCGAGCUGAAGAGUUGGUGAGUCAAAUUGAUGCAGCCAUCGAUCGACACGGUGCGGUUGUGAACAGAUUGAAGAAUGAGCGAGAACAGCGUGAGAUGGAACGCCGAUUGAGAGAAGAUCAAGACAGAGCCUAUCGAGAAAGCUUAAAGGCUGAUCAAGAAAAAGUAAGAAAAGCUCAAGAAGAAAAAGAAGCGUUGGUAAAAGCAGAAGAAGAAGAAAAGCAGAGACAAAGAGAAAAAGAAAUUCAGAAACAAAAGAAUGAAGAAUACAUUCGGUAUUUGUACACGCAUCUACCUGAAGAACCCAAAGAAGGAAAAAUGACCAAACUAAGUUUCCGUUUGGCCAAUGGUGACCGUGUUGUCCGUUCAUUUAGUGAACAUGAUACUCUAGAUACACUUUAUAGAUUUGUAGAAGUUUACCCAUUACUGAAAUCAAACGAACCAGUAGAGCCUUGUGAGUUUGCUCCUGAAGACUAUGUCCAUCAAUACAAGUUUACGAUUCAUAGCCCUUACCCUCGAAAGGAGUAUGAGGCUGACGAGCAUCAGACAUUGUCUAAUAUUCCAAACUUAUGGCCAAGUGCCACCUUAGUUGUGGAUGCUGUUGAUGACGAAGAAUAA
Messenger RNA from Rhizopus microsporus ATCC 52813, 1440 nucleotides. Its product is annotated as UBX-domain-containing protein. Lineage: Eukaryota; Fungi; Mucoromycota; Mucoromycetes; Mucorales; Rhizopodaceae. Bases 1 to 1440 code for a protein of 479 amino acids. The transcript has 8 exons. Gene Ontology annotation, molecular function: ubiquitin binding. Gene Ontology annotation, cellular component: endoplasmic reticulum. The record is from RefSeq and is a predicted model, not a curated record.